Molecule: messenger RNA, 2049 nt
Organism: Lontra canadensis (Northern American river otter)
Lineage: Eukaryota; Metazoa; Chordata; Mammalia; Carnivora; Mustelidae
Product: 24-hydroxycholesterol 7-alpha-hydroxylase
Exons: 12
Coding region: 168-1577 (469 amino acids)
Biological process (GO): bile acid biosynthetic process; cholesterol homeostasis
Molecular function (GO): iron ion binding; oxidoreductase activity, acting on paired donors, with incorporation or reduction of molecular oxygen; heme binding
Source: RefSeq, a predicted model, not a curated record
AUUGGGGCGGGGAAAGGAGGCUACGCUUAGGAAGGCAAACAAACUGCGGAAGUUGUAGCAGACAAGUUGGGAGGUCCGGUAGGUGCCCCCUCCCAACAGGGAAUGAGCAAGUGCCACGGCGGCAGGACUUUUCCCUUCUUUGAUUGUGGAAGGUGCUAGACAAAAACAUGGAACUAAUUUCCCCAGCAGUGGUUAUAAUCCUGGGUUGCAUUGCUCUUUUAUUAUUCCUUCAGCGGAAGAAUUUGCGUGGACCCCCGUGCAUAAGGGGAUGGAUUCCUUGGAUUGGAGCUGGAUUUGAGUUUGGGAAAGCUCCUCUAGAAUUUAUAGAGAAAGCAAGAAUCAAGUAUGGACCAGUAUUUACAGUCUUCAUUAUGGGCACCCGAAUGACCUUUGUUACUGAAGAAGAGGGAAUUAAUGUGUUUCUAAAAUCCAAAGAAGUAAAUUUUGAGCUAGCAGUGCAAAAUCCCGUCUAUCGCACAGCAUCAAUUCCAAAGAAUACUUUUUUAACACUGCAUGAAAAACUUUAUAUCAUGAUGAAAGGGAAACUAGGGACUUUCAACCUGUAUCAACUCACCGGACAACUGACUGAAGAAUUACAUGAGCAACUGGAGAACUUGGGCACUCAUGGGACAAUGGAGCUGAACAACUUAGUAAGGCAUCUCCUUUAUCCAGUCACAAUGAAUAUACUCUUUAAAAAAGGCUUGUUUCCCACAGACGAGAGAAAAAUCAGGGAGUUCUAUCAGCAUUUUCAAGCUUAUGAUGAAGGUUUUGAGUACGGGUCCCAGAUGCCAGAAUGUCUCCUAAGAAACUGGUCAAAAUCCAAAAAGUGGCUUUUAGCACUUUUUGAGAAAACCAUUCCAGAUAUGAAAACAUACAAAUCUGUAAAAAAUAAUUCCAUGACAUUAAUGCAGGCUAUGCUGGAUAUCAUAGAGACGGAGAGAAAGGAAGAAGAGAGCCCCAGUUAUGGGCUCUUAUUACUUUGGGCUUCUCUGUCCAAUGCUGUCCCUGUUGCAUUUUGGACACUUGCAUUUGUCCUCUCUCAUCCCACUGUCCACGAGACCAUUCUGGAAGGCAUAUCUUCUGUGUUUGGCACAGCAGGUAAAGAUAAGAUGAAAGUAUCUGAGGAUGACUUGAAGAAACUCCCACUAAUCAAGUGGUGUAUUUUAGAAGCCAUUCGUUUAAGAGCCCCUGGUGUCAUUACCAGAAAAGUGCUGAAGCCAGUUAAAAUUUUGAAUUAUACUGUUCCUUCUGGUGACUUGUUGAUGUUGUCUCCAUUUUGGCUGCAUAGAAAUCCGAAAUAUUUUCCUGAACCUGAAUUGUUCAAACCUGAACGUUGGAAAAAGGCAAAUUUAGAGAAGCAUGCUUUCUUGGACCAGUUCGUGGCAUUUGGAAGCGGGAAGUACCAAUGUCCUGGAAGGUGGUUUGCUCUGUUACAGAUUCAAAUAUGUAUUAUUUUAAUACUUCAUAAAUAUGACUGUAGUCUUCUAGAUCCAUUACCAAAGCAGAGUCCUCUCCAUUUGGUGGGUGUCCAACAGCCAGAAGGACAAUGCCGAAUUGAAUUUAAACAAAGAAAAUGACAUCUGUUGGGUCUAAAGAGGGCCGGCGCCUUCUGGAAGAGUGAUUGUCCCCAUCCACUAGCCUGGCAGCAUCUAGACCUGAGCUCUGCUAAAAUAUACUGCUUAACUUUGUUUUAGGAUUUAGUUCAAGAGCAUGUCUAAAUGGUAGGUGUGUUUGGUAACUUAAGAGUAGACCAAGAAUCUGACAUCACUCUCACCGAUACGAGGUCUGAAUACAGGGAUUAUAGAAGAUGUUUAAAUGAUUUUUAAAAGAUGCAUUUCCCCAGGAGUUGCAAUUUGGUUUCAUGCAUAACUGUAUUAAACUUUAAAUAGAAAUAGUGCCACUUGAAUGAAAAUCUUAGUAAACUGUGAAGGCCACAUACUUAAAUUUCUAUUUUGAAAAAGGCUAAAAGUCUUAGAUUCUAAGAAAAUAUUAAAACAGUAAUUUCUGGAAAUUUUUUUAGUUUUCUCAAUAUGAUUCUCAACUGGCAAU